GUUUACUUUUAAGGCUUGACCGAAUGUCAACAAACCCCCAGAACUUCUAGCUAGUGUUUUCGAUUUCAUCAUUCAAAUCUUGGAAUUCCAACUACAUACUGGGUACCUACUCUGUACAGUUCGUUCGCAUCAUUGAUCAGGGUGAAUUGGAUACUUCAUUCAAUCACUUUAUUAUUUACAACUCAUUGUAAAUACAUUUGUUGGAUAUACCAUCGCUUGACAUUCAAUCUAUCAAGUUGCGCUAUCAACCAUGGCGUCUCCUCCGCGUCGUCGUUCUUCUCGACUUCGUACUCCUGCUAAAACACUACAAAAUACAACUCCCAAACUCACAUCUCUUGCCGAAGACGAUGAGGGUCCUGCCUAUCCUUCCCUCCCGAACCUUUCGUCCCCAGUUCAAGCGCCCCAAACACCAGCUACUUCCGGCCGCGUUGUCCCACCUCGAGAGGAAAUGCAUCCAUCCAUGACACAUAAAUCUACCACACAAAAACCCGACUCAGGACUCCGGCAUGGCUUUGUUGAUAUCAAUGCCAAGGGUGACGACCAACCCUCUGGUGUUCAACAAAAAACCCCCUCAAAAAUUGGUAUCAGCUCCCCAACUUUCGAUUUUAGAUUCGCUCGUCCUGCACCUGUUCUUGGCCCUGAAGCUCAACGUAUGAUGGAUGAACUGCGUGAAGAGGCCCUUCGCAUCAAAGCUAAACUUGCUGCGGAGCGAGAGAUAGAACAAAGAAACAAUCCAGAGGGUAGCCAAAUGGGAAGUCGAAGAAUUGCGCAGGCGAAGGGCAAGGUUAGUAGAUACAGUGAUGUUCACAUGGCAGAGUUCAAAAAGAUGGACAGUAUCGCCAAUCAUCCAUCUUCUUUCCGAGCUCAGCCAGGCAGAGUUACUCCUACUGCAAAAGCUCUUAAGCGCACACAAUCGAAGGCUAAGCUCAGUGACAGAGAUGCCACUCUUAGCGAAGAUUCUUCCCAGGAUGCCGAGAGUGAAAGACUUGAAAAUACUGCACCUGCCAAGCGGGCUCGUCAGCGUAUGACGGAUGAUACUUCCACCCAGCGACCAAUAUCUCGUGGCAAGACUGAAACCAUGGAAAUGCCUUCUACUCCCCGUCACAAGAUCUCCAGCAUUCCUGCACAUUUGACAACACCCACACAAUCAUCUUUGGCUCGUGCCCAAAGUGUUAAACAUCCUUCAACUCAAAUACCUAGCUUGUCAAGAUCGCCAUCAAAACCAAAUUUGCAAAGCACCCCCCGCGGUAUGUUAAAGUCUGCUACAAUGAACAGUAUUGCUGGAUCAAUGACUGCACCAAGUAAAUCCAUGCUCCGAACCCCAAGCAGAUUCGACCGUAUGAAGUCUAUCUUGAAGCAUACAAGCUCCAGCUUCAGCUCAAAAAAAGCAGAAAAGGAGCCAGUUAUUCCUUCAAUUGCUAGGAGUCCAAGCAAGUUGAAUCUUGCGAGAGACCUACCCUCUGUUCCCACAACACCUAUUGGUGUCAGCCGUUCUAAGAGUUUGAAGCAUGUUGGAUUCACGCCAGAGACGAAAAAGCACAGUGAAGCCAAGCACAACGAAACUAUUGUUCCACAAUCUCCAUCUCCAGUAAAGUCCGGCAUUCCUCGCUCAACAUCAAAGCCCAAUAUGAAAAUUACUUCCUCGCUUGCUCCCCGCAGACCUGUAUCCCAACAAGGACCCACUGAGGGACAGACAAAAAAUACUGAAACGUCUGAAACUAACGCAGUAGAGUACCCUUCCCUCGCUGGAGUUAGACCUCUUCCAGAACCACCUCGUCAAGCUCCUCCUCCACACCUUCCUCCUUCAGUUCCCGGCACCUUUACUUUUCGCAGUGAUCAUACUAUCAGCUUCGGUGCUUCUCCAAAGGGAUUUGGUCCAUCUCCUAAUCAAGCUACUGUCCGCCAAGUUCGUCGAAGUAUAUUUCCUGAUGCUAUGCCUGGUAGUUUCCCUGAUGGCAACAAAGAGAACACCAACCCUCCUGUUCGUGAAUCGAGCAAAAAAUCAACUAACUUUUCAGCUAUGCCAACUGUUCCCCAUGGAAUGUCAAACAAGAAGCGUAGGAGAGUCGAGUCCGAUGGCGAAGAGGAAACACGAUCACCAAAGAAGCAAAAGGCUCCAGAGGGCGCUAUGCUUAUGGCUCCAAGACUUCAAUCUGGAAAGAACGUUAUUGCCCCUUCAAACGCCACCCCAAGCCCUGCCAAAAAGAGAGGUUUGACUAUGAGUCGACUCAACAUGCUUGCACGCCCAAAGAGCCGAAAGUGAUUGAUUUGACAAUUUCUAGUCGAUGAUGGUCGUCUAUUAUCGAUUGGAGAAUCUUAAUUAAUGGCAAUUGCCCAUUCAUUCUUGUUUAUACAUUCAUACGACUCGUGUAUGUUCAGAAUUUGUUUCUAAUAGGAUUGGAGUACAUGGUUGGCGUCAACCUGAAAAAAUCGCAUAUUCAUGCAUCUCAAAUUUGGGGGGGUGUUUCAUAGUGACUGGAUUUGCCUGGAUUACUACAUUAAGAGCUGUUAUUAGGUUAUUCUUUUUCGAUAACGGAGUUGCAAGAGAUCAUGAUUCAUGUUUGUGUAGUUAAGUCAAAACUCCAGGUUGCUCUUUCUUAAUUAAUGAUAAAUGAAUAAAAAGCUACUUAUUUACA
This is a messenger RNA of Botrytis cinerea B05.10, 2636 nucleotides long. RefSeq lists its product as hypothetical. The transcript is spliced from 3 exons. Bases 251 to 2263 code for a protein of 670 amino acids. The record is from RefSeq and is a predicted model, not a curated record. Lineage: Eukaryota; Fungi; Ascomycota; Leotiomycetes; Helotiales; Sclerotiniaceae.